Messenger RNA from Drosophila pseudoobscura, 1438 nucleotides. RefSeq lists its product as uncharacterized. Bases 862 to 1263 code for a protein of 133 amino acids. The transcript has 3 exons. The record is from RefSeq and is a predicted model, not a curated record. Lineage: Eukaryota; Metazoa; Arthropoda; Insecta; Diptera; Drosophilidae.
UAUGUACAUAUGUACUAAAAAUUAUAAAAAUUAUAUACGCGUAAAGUUGAAUUUUUGAAUAUCUUAUUUAUUUGAAGUGAAUUACCGCAAUAAUAGUGGACUUGUGGAUUCGAUAUACGGCGAAUAUAUUGAUAAGGAUAUUAAUAUGGAUAUAACAUCAAUGGAACUACUUUUCUGAAUUUGGGCUGAAUCGACUAUAAUUUUCUGUUGGCUCAGGAUGUUAGAUCAAAUAUAUCCGCGACUUUUGAUUCUACUUAUCGAUGUACAGGGAGCUGCGAAGACAAUAUCGGUACUUUUGAGCGAUAGUCGGAUCGAAUCCGGAGGUUAAAUGCCUUUAUUUUGAAAAUAACAAGCCGCCCAUAAAAUUGUAUUCAUUCAAAUAGUAACCACUCAACUUAACAACUCGUCAUCAUCAGCGAUCUUUUCUUUUUCCCUGAAGAACAUGUGUCCGACUCGAACUACACAGAAAGCGACAGAAGUAACGAAACUCCUGGUGCUAAAAAAUGAAGCUAGGAAGCCGCAAAGGUGCUACCUUUACAAAGCCAGUGCUGCCAAUGCAGGGACAGAAAAUAUAUAUUGUUUUCGCCGGCUUUGUCAAUCGGAAUAGGCCAAACAUUUGUUUACAUAUUGUCAACAAAUCAGGCAGUUAAUAGUCAGUUCAUUCGCUGUAUUUUCAGUAGUAAUUUCGUUCUGGAUUGUUCGCAUCCUCCCUGAAGAAAGCAACGCGUGGAUUCUGCCAAGAAGAAGUGAAAAGUGAACAAAUUGCACUGUAAUUCGAAUUCCUUUCAUCAAUUAGUGCACAUACGUAUGUAUUUAUUGUCUGAAAAUCAGAAUCAGUGAGAAUCCCAAUGUUCUAUCAGAAUGAACGGUCAGAAUCGCAAGAGGAAGUGGCAAGCUGGGCGCGGUGAGGAUCUCACCCCCGACGACCGUAUUGAACUGAUUGCCGAGUUGAUGGCUAAACUAGACGGAGUCAAUUUCGUCGCCGACUUUUUCCGCAUCCGUCGACUGAAACUGCUGAUCACCGACUGCCUGCCCGACCAAAAGGAGCAGCUGCUACGCAUUCUCAUAGGCUAUGUGAACCGGCCCCCCAGCCCGGCCACAGCUAGCUACGCCAAAAUUGUGAAUCUCCUCAGCAAAGACAUUGGUUCCCUGAUGGUCGACUGCAUCCGCGCCCUGAAGGCGGUCCAAGAGAAGGCACUCAUCGAUGGCAAGUGGGACAACGCGCGCGGCAUGGAGUGCUUCUUCGCCGAGCUAAGCAAGUGACUUAGCAUAGAAGGGCCCUGGCUAUGCAGUUUGAUCACUGCGCUGCCCCUGUUCGGCCACGAUACGUUGUACAUAUCAAACUCUCGGUAAACAAAACAUAGCAUAUUCAAUAACACGAGCCUAAGACACGAGGCUAACAAACGAGCCUAAUAAACGAAGAAUCUAGGCAACGAUA